Molecule: messenger RNA, 480 nt
Organism: Sporothrix schenckii 1099-18
Lineage: Eukaryota; Fungi; Ascomycota; Sordariomycetes; Ophiostomatales; Ophiostomataceae
Exons: 1
Coding region: 1-480 (159 amino acids)
Biological process (GO): monoatomic anion transport; transmembrane transport; borate transport
Cellular component (GO): plasma membrane; fungal-type vacuole
Molecular function (GO): solute:inorganic anion antiporter activity; borate efflux transmembrane transporter activity
Source: RefSeq, a predicted model, not a curated record
AUGGACCAGCGGCCGCCAUCCAAUAACGGCCUCCCCGUGCACCGGGUUCAGUUUUCCCCUACACAGCACAGAAACCCCGGCCCGGGUAGACACUGGAUCCGCCGGAGAUUGCCACGGUGGCUGCGCAGCAGUCGACGGCUGAUAGACGGGGUGGUAGUCACGGAAGAACGAGGUAUGCCUCCGACCGACCUUACGCGCCGACAGGCCUCGAGGGCUUUUGCGACCGUUUUUCGGCGCGGAGGAGUACUGCAGCCCUUUCGCCUCAUUGGGCAAGACUUACGUAACCUUCGUUCCCGUUAUGUCUCGGACUGGACAGUAUUCAACCAGCUGGUCUUUGCCAGCGCGGUAUACGUCUUUUUCACAAAUAUCCUCCCCGGCAUCACCUUCGCCAGCGACCUUGACGUCCUCACCGGCCAGUCGUGGGGCACCAUCGAGGUGGUCUUUAGCACCGGUCUCUGUGGCCUCAUAUUUUCGCUGUAA